UGAAUUAUUGUUCAAUUGAAAAUCGAAUUUCGUUACGACUGGAUACAUAGAGUCUCGGUACCUUCGUUUGUCUAAUUAAAAUUGCGAAUGUUUUCUCUUAAAGUCUGAUCGGCAAUGGCAUUGGACAAGUAUAAAUGUGAAUAUUGUAGACAUAUCGAGGAAAAUGUGUUUAGGUGUACCGACAAUCACUUGGUCUGUGAGAAAUGUGCUAUUGAAUUUAAGAAAUUGUGCAAGUGCAAGAAACUGAUCGUAAAUAAUCAACAGACCAAUCCCAUAAAUCUACUAGUCAAAUACGAAACUAAACCAUGUCCAUACCACGCGUUCGGUUGUACAUUGCAAAUAACUUCUGAUGAAUUGGCGAAUCACAAAACGGAGUGCGAAUUUCGACCGUAUAAAUGUUUGGGCGAAGGGUUUGGUAUUUGGACAUGUGAUUGGACCGGACGGCAAAUAGACCUAGCAUUACAUUUAAAUACCAUCCAUGGCGAGUCGUUAGGUGCCAAUUUUCAAUAUUUCCAGAAAUCGUCUGUCGUGUUCAAUCCAACUGAAUCUUGGCAAACCAUUAACAUAGUUAAUGGGCACGGCAAACAUUUCGUUUACUACAUGUAUAGCGAUUCGACAAAGAAGGUCAUCAAUUUCCUAAUCUAUUUGCUGGGAACGAAAAAGGAUGCUGGACUAUUUUUGAUUGAUUUCGAGAUCAUAUCGAAGUUAUGCACGUUUCAAAAGAUAAAAUUUGUGUCCACUUGCUACAGUGAUUGCGAAAAUAUUCAAAAAUUAAUUGAAACUGAAAAAUGUGCUGUACUCACACACAACACGUUAAAAAAUUUUGUCUGGAACGGUGAGCUGCAUUUCAAAUUUAAAAUUAAACGGAAAGAUGACGAUGAAUUCACCAACAAGAAACUGGACGAUAACAAUAAAAACGUAACUUCUCCGACUAAACCAGUUCCUAAUGUUCCAAUUAGGAAUAAGGGCACAAUGAAGGCUAACACAGUUAAAAAGACAAACACCAUACCAUCAAUCAUACAGCCCGUUCUUAAGUCAUUGGACAUUGAUUCUCCCGUACAAAGUAAUCAGACAACAGCAGCCACACCACCACCAGCAGCAUCGCAACGAACAUCGAUUAAUGCAGGUCCAGACAAAGCUUCAAAAAGUCCAUGUUCUUCGCCGUCUAUAAAUAAGGACGACGACAAAGAAGCGCGUCGGUCCGAUAUGCUUGUAAGAAGCUUGAGUGAAACACCUGGUAUGCCAUCAUUGCCACCCGUUCAACCAUAUAAGAAUAUUGAUGAUAAAAUGUAUCGGAGAAAAUAUCCAGAACAUUGUUUAACUAAACCAGCUUUUAGAAAAUAAAAGUCAACCUAGGCCGGUCACGUCAUUAGUUAACGUUUGCAACGCCACAAAAUAAGAGCACUGGUAUGGCCAAUGUGGUUUUAUUAUAAUAGUAUUUAUGCUAACACAAAUGAAGUAAAGAAUCCGAUAAUAUACUGGUGAUAUACCGCAU
Molecule: messenger RNA, 1495 nt
Organism: Bradysia coprophila
Lineage: Eukaryota; Metazoa; Arthropoda; Insecta; Diptera; Sciaridae
Biological process (GO): multicellular organism development; proteasome-mediated ubiquitin-dependent protein catabolic process
Cellular component (GO): cytoplasm
Molecular function (GO): ubiquitin conjugating enzyme binding; zinc ion binding; ubiquitin protein ligase activity
Source: RefSeq, a predicted model, not a curated record